CCUUCCGGUCCUCACGUUACUUCUUCCCGAGACUCCACACGAACACGAAUCCACGAUCACACACACAACCAGAAGACGCACAGGCAGGAGGCAGCCGAAUCGGCGAAUCCCUCGACCUCACGCCACCUUCCAGGCUUUCCAGCCCAGCGCUCCGGCGAUCCGGCCUCUCCCGGCGCGACUCCGCCCCUCUCGACCGCCGCCCCCCCGGCGAUCGUGAUGUCGACGCAGUCCAUUUCGCCGGCCUCCGCGUCCGCGCAGUUCACCUACCAUGCCGCGGCGGCGGCCGCGGCCACGACCCCGUCCUACUUCCCCGUGCCCUUCCACCUCCAGAACCCGCAGUACGCCGCGUGGCAUGCGGCCACCGCUGCGGCGCCUGCGUACAACGCCGUCUACCCCAUGCCCCAGGUCCAGCAGGCACAACACUUGUUCCAGAAGGACUCAAAGAUAAUCAGUCCUGAGGCUCUAGCCACAGUUAAGGCUGCUAUUGCAAAUAGUGAGAAAGACAAGAAGGUUGAAGCAGCAAAGAAGGCUGUGCCUCGAAAGGCAGCUGGGCAAAGUUGGGAGGACCCAACCUUGGCUGAUUGGCCUGAAAAUGACUUCCGUUUGUUUUGUGGUGAUCUUGGAAAUGAAGUGAACGAUGAUAUUCUUACAAAGGCAUUCUCAAAGUAUCCGUCCUUCAACAUGGCCAGGGUUAUACGGGACAAGUGGACUGGUAAAACUAAAGGAUAUGGUUUUGUUAGUUUUGCUAAUGCAUCAGAUCUUGCUGCUGCCUUGAAAGAAAUGAACGGUAAAUAUGUUGGAAACCGGCCAAUCAAAUUACGGAAGAGCACAUGGAAGAGCAGGAUAGACUUUGAAGCUUUGGAGAAGGGGAAGACUCGACCACAGAAGAAAAUCAAACUGCAGAAAAGAAGUGUUCUUCACAAGUAAAACUGAAAUUCUGCAUGUUCAUCUCAGUAUCAACAUCUGAGAAGGUUGCCUGAAACUUUGAACAGUUCCUUAACAUCCGGUGUCCAUUCUGCUUCCAUAUGCCGUGGUGGUGGAUGGGAAGUCUAGCGAAAUAUUAGCAUGCAAUAACUUGUACCUGGAGCGUAAUGCGAUCAGCGCAUCAUUUCAAUUGUUUAUGCCUUUAUGGAGCUGUAGUUGUAAAUACUCUAAUGACUAGUGCUCUUAACGUUCGAAAGAUUUGUAGACGUUAUGGGUGGCUC
Setaria italica (foxtail millet) is the source of this 1205-nucleotide messenger RNA. Its product is annotated as RNA-binding protein 42. The record is from RefSeq and is a predicted model, not a curated record. Lineage: Eukaryota; Viridiplantae; Streptophyta; Magnoliopsida; Poales; Poaceae. Bases 217 to 927 code for a protein of 236 amino acids. The transcript is spliced from 6 exons. Gene Ontology annotation, molecular function: mRNA binding.